This is a messenger RNA of Acanthochromis polyacanthus (spiny chromis), 6839 nucleotides long. Its product is annotated as protein 4.1-like. The transcript is spliced from 32 exons. NCBI's taxonomy places the organism in Eukaryota, Metazoa, Chordata, Actinopteri, Pomacentridae. Gene Ontology annotation, molecular function: actin binding; structural molecule activity. The record is from RefSeq and is a predicted model, not a curated record. Bases 697 to 6231 code for a protein of 1844 amino acids. Gene Ontology annotation, cellular component: plasma membrane; cytoskeleton. Gene Ontology annotation, biological process: cortical actin cytoskeleton organization.
AAAGCCAGAGAGGCCGAAAAAACGAAGAAGAAAGAGGAGGAAAAGGCGAAAAAGAAGGAGGAGGAGAAGGCGAAAGAGGAAAAGGCAAAAAAGGAGGAGGAGAAGGCGAAAGAGGAGAAGGCAAAAAGAAGGAAGAGGAGAAAACAAAGGAGUCAAAAAGAAAGAAGAGCAGAAAGCGAAAGAAGAGCCCAAAAAAAAGAAGAGGAGAAGGUGAAGGAAGAGGUGAAGAAGAAGGAAAAGGAGGAGGAGAAGACGGAAGAAAAGCCGAAGAAAGAAGAGGAGAAAGGGAAGAAAAAGGGUAAAAACAAAGGAAAGAAGGAGGAGAAGGAGGUAAAAGGGUCGAGUGAGGAGGAGGUGAAAGCGCCGAUCGCUGCUCCAGAGCCUGAGCUGAAAACUGAACCUGAAGCUGAACAGGCUCCAGAUCAGCAUUCAGUGAGCAGCGCAGAGAUACAGCCAGCUCAAGAGGAGGAGGAGAAGGGAGAAGCUGCGAUAAAGAAGGAGUCCGAAGUGGUGGAAGAAGUGAAAAAGGAGGACGUGGAGGAGAAAGUGGAAGAACCAGCAGAGCAGCAGCAGGAGGAGGAAGCAGCAAAAGGGGAGGAAAAGGCAACGGAGCAGGCAAAGAAAGACAAGCCCGGAAAAGAGAAGAAGACGGAAAAGAAGACAGAAGAGGCUAAAGGCUCGAAACGUCAGAAAACCAUGCAAUGCAAAGUCACCUUACUGGACGACACUCAGUUUGAGUGCGAGCUUGAUAAACAUGCUAAAGGCCAAGAACUCCUCACAAAGGUGCUGGACCAUGUCAACCUGGUGGAGAAGGAUUACUUUGGCCUUGCAAACUGGGAAACUCCAACCACCAAGACAUGGUUGGAGCCCACCAAAGAGAUCCGGAAACAGGUUUCAGGUGCUGUCUAUGAGUUCACAUUCAACGUCAAGUUCUACCCUCCAGAUCCAGCUCAGCUCACUGAAGACCUCACCAGGUACUUUCUGUGUCUGCAGUUGAGGAAGGACAUCAUGCGAGGUGUCCUCCCCUGUUCCUUCGUCACGCUGUCCCUGCUGGGCUCCUACACGGCCCAGUCAGAGAUAGGGGAAUACGACCCGGAGCUCCACGGAUCGGACUACGUUAAAGACCUGAGCCUGGCCCCCGGGCAAAGCAAGGAGCUGGAGGAAAAAGUGAUGGAGCUGCACCGCACAUACAGGUCAAUGAGCCCAGCACAAGCAGAUAUGCUGUUUCUUGAAAAUGCCAAGAAACUCGCCAUGUAUGGAGUUGACCUGCACCAAGCCAAGGAUCUUGAUGGUGUUGACAUCACGCUGGGGGUUUGCUCCAGCGGUCUGAUGGUUUACAAGGACAAGCUGAGGAUCAACCGUUUCCCUUGGCCCAAAGUGCUCAAGAUCUCGUACAAACGGAGCAGCUUCUUCAUCAAGAUCAGGCCGUCGGAGCAAGAACAGUAUGAAAGCACCAUCGGCUUCAAGCUGCCCAACUACAAAGCCUCGAAGAAGCUGUGGAAAGUUUGCGUCGAGCAUCACACCUUCUUCAGGGUUUCGACAGUGGAGCCUCCCUCAUCGCGUCGCUUCCUAGUCUUGGGCUCUAAGUUCCGGUACAGCGGUCGCACUCAGGCCCAAACCCGCCAGGCGAGCUCCAUGAUCGACCGUCCGGCUCCUCGCUUCACACGCUCCGCAAGCAAGAGGCUGUCUCGUAAUCUGGAUGGAGCUGGAGAUGAGACUCUCCAGUUUCUGCAACAACUUGCAGCCCCGAUCAGGUCUGAGGAGGAUGAUCGGUCGCUGGUGAUGGUGUCGGACAAACCGCAGCCUUCUCUUGAUUUCUCAGCCAGAGGGGAGUCUGAGCAGGCUUUCACUCAGUCCUGGGAGGAAGGGCAGUCGGUUCGCACAGUCACAGCAACCUGGCAGAGCUCCGACAGCGGGAACAUGGCCUCUGAAACCCAGACAGUCAGUCAGCCAUGGCAGGAGCUGGCGACUGAUGGGCAGCAGCAGAGGAGAAAGGAAGACGAGUGGUCUGAGCUUCUGCAUCGACAUCCUCCCUUUCCAUUUGUCCCUCCUUUUGAUUUUGUGAAACAGCCAGCUAAACUCAGCUUGGUAAAAACGAACUACAUGGACCGGCUGUUGCAACCUGCACUGACACAGCAAGAUGACUGGUUCCUGUACUUUGAGCGCAUGUUCCGUUUAUCCUCCUCUGAGCGCAUUGAAAAACCUGCAUUGUCUCCUGUACCCCAGCUCCAGGAGCAGCAGAUCAUGUAUGUGAAAGAACAGGAACGGAUCACUCGGGAGGUCACUGAGAGGAUGCAGGAAACAGUGAUCUUGACAGACAACAUGAAAGAGGCAGUAGUUUUGGAAGGGAAGCUGAGGGAAGUGAGGAACUUGGAGGAGAGGCUUGAAGUAAUGGAUGAGAUGGCAGUGAGACUUCAGCUAGCCAUAGAGAAAGAAUUGGGGAAGGAAGAGGUAGAAAAGUUAAUGCAAGAGGAGAGAGAAAUGGAGCAGGAGCAACAAAUGCAAACCAAACGUGUAACACAAACUCUGGUGAGGAAAUCUGUGAGGAAGAAGGAGACAGAAGAGGGUGAGGUGGAUGAACUGGAAGAUCAAAUAAAGGAGGUGUUUUUAAAAGGCCUGUUGGAUGAGGAGGGCGAGGAGGUUGUGGUCAGGCAGGAGAGUGUAGAAGAGGUGGCGGGAGACGAGAAUCUGUUAGAUGAUAGCAUGAGAGAGAAGCUACGCCAGAUAGAAAAAGAAUGGCAAGAUGAGGUGGAGGAGAAGUUCGGCUCUCCAGAUGUUGUCGGCACAACUUCAGUAGUGUCGUUCCAGAAGGUGGAGCGUAGAACUGUGAAGAAGGUGACGAUUGAAGAAGAUGGAGAGCAGCAAGAUGUGCAGAUACAGUCUGGUGAAACGUCAGAGGAGAGGUUAGAAAAGCAGGACUUGUGGCGUAAGACAGACUUAGUAGUGGAGAGGACACUGAAAGAGGCUACAGAGAGGCUUCAGGCUCCAGAAUUUGAGGAUUUAUGGUUCAUACUUUUUGACCGUCCUCCAUACAAGGCUGUUUUCAAACCACCAGUAGUUCCCACCGUGCAGCGAGCUCAGGUGGAUGAAGGCGAGUACUUCACUUCAGAGACUGAGAUUAAAACACUUGAGGCCAAAACUGAAAUUAUAAUAGAGGAGAAGCAAAUAAGAGAAGAGGAAGUGUCGCGUGUACCAGAGAUCCAGCAACCACAGAGCAUCACAGAAAGGGUGGAUGACUGGUUUGUGCUGCUGGAUGUUAUACCCCGAGAAACACCUUAUGUACCACCAGUUGCAUCAAAGGAUAGAGCCAAGAUAGACGAAGAAAGUUUUGUCUCUGUGGCUGCAACUGUGGAAGCUGAAGUGAGUAAAGAAGUAGAAGUUGAAGAGAGAAAGACGAUAGAAGAGACACCGAGAUAUCUACAAGAAAUCCCAGCACCGCCAGUGGCAAUCAGAGAUGAUGACUGGUUUGUGUUACUGGAUGUUCUUCCCAGAGAAACAGCAUACGUACCACCAGUUGUUGCAAAGCAGGUGUCUCCAGAAGAUCGUGUCUCUCUGAUUGAAGCAACAGCUGUUCAGCAGAGAGAAAAACGAGCAGAGAUUGUAGUUAGAGAAGCUGAAAUACAGCAAAAGCCGAGUGAAAAACAAGUUGUAGCUCCGCUGCAAAACGUGAAAGCGAGAGAAGAUGACUGGUUUGUGCUGCUGGAUGUUCCCAUUAGAGAAUCAGCAUUUGAGCCUCCAGUUACCGUGUCUGAGUAUGUUGAGCUUUAUCAAAGAGAAAGCAUCUCUACAGUGGUAGAGUCCACGAGGGAGGUUGUUAUCCAAGAGAUUGUGGUGCAGAAAAAGGACGUGAAGCCUCCCAAGCAAGUUGUUUCAGAGCAGAAAAUAUUCCAGCCAGUGGUAGAGAGAGAGGAUGAUUGGUUUCUGCUGCUGGAUGUUGUUUCCAAAGAGACUUCCUACGUGCCUCCAGUUUCUGUGCCAUUACCGACUAAAAUCUAUCCAGAUGUUCCGACUGAAGUAAAAAGAAUAGAGCAGAAGGUUCAGCUUGACGUUGACCGGAUAAGACCACAGGUUUCCCAGCCACUUCCAGACAGAGAUGAUGACUGGUUUGUUCAGUUUGAUGCUGUUCGUGAAAAGGCAGUCAUAGUGCCAACAGUUACUCCAGUUAAGAUUAUUCUGGAUGUGAAGAAGACCUUAGAGGCUGAGGUGACAACCACAGAGACUAGAAUGUGGAAGGAGACGAUAAUUGGUUUGGACAGCAGGCAGGACGAGGCACGUCUGUCUGAAAUUAGGCCGAGCCAAAUUGUGCCACUAUCAGAGAGACAAGGAGGAGAUGAUUGGUUUAUCCUGUUCGACAUGAUCCGUGAAAAGCCUGUUGUCGUGCCACCAGUCGCUGUGGUUAGGCGUGCUGUUGAUGUCGUGGCGCCUGUUGAACUGAAAACAAAAUUCAUCACGCGAGAUGUGAGGCCACCUGUGAAGCUGGUGGAAGCGAAACCACAAGACUCAAGAAAAAUGGAUGAUGACUGGUUUGUGCUGCUGGAUGUUGCAGCUAAAAUUCCAGUGACUGUGGACGAACGUGUCCGAAUGUAUCCUGAAGUACAACCAGCCAAAAAGAUUGCAGUCAGAGAGCAAAGGGUGCAACAGAGAGUCACUAUAGUGAAGGAGGUGUGGCAGCAGGAGUAUGAAAUGCAGCAGAAACCACGUCCAGCAGUGAGAGAGGUGGAGGAUGACUGGUUUGUUCUUCUGGAUGUGGCUCCUAAGAAAUCAGUUGCUGUCGCAGAGCGUAUCCAGUUCCCAACAGCGGUCAGAGCUCCGGCUGCUGUGGCCACAAAGAGGAUUACUAUUUCUGAGACCAGACCGCCGUUUGAGAAACGGAUCCUGGAGGAAAGACGUCCUGUCACACGUACACAUGUCAAUGAUGAUUGGUUUGUUCUGCUAGAUCUUGACCUCAAAGAGUCAGUUGUGAGCACACAGCGGGGCACUCGUCCCGUCAGCGCUCCGGUCUUCUCCCAUGCUGCCCUGAUGGAGGCAGGCAUCCCCAUGGCAACCCUGGACCAGCCUCAGACCUCCACCCCCAUCAAAACCAGCAUGGAGGAGAGGAAACUGGAAGUCACCGUAGAAGCUGUGGAGCCUUCAAAGAUCGAUGCUGAGGUCAAGCCAGCAGUGUGGAGGGAGCAGAGAGACUCUUCACUGAUAUCCACCGUCAAUGGGGACAUUCAGCACGAGAUGACGAGCUCGGAGGUGGUGCGAAUGCGAAAGAAAAGAGCUAAGAAAAUUGAGGGUGACUCAAUUUAUAUCAGACAUAGCCUUUUAAUGUUGGAGGAGUUUGAUAAGCCUCAGGAGGACCUGCUCAGGCAUCACGCCAGCAUCAGCGAGCUGAAGAGGAACUUCAUGGAGGCCGUCCCGGAGACCAGGCCGAGCGAGUGGGAUAAGCGUCUGUCCACGCACUCCCCGUUCCGCACUCUGGGCAUCAAUGGCCAGCCUCUGCCCAGCGCAGACGGGAGUGUGUGCAUUAGUCCCCUAAGCUAUGGUUCAGAGACAAAGCCGGCACAUGAGGAAACCAGCAGUAGUUUGGGCUUUGCAGGCAAACCCAGUUCCACUGUGAGCCCCGAGAGCGAGCUUGAUGGUGUCGAAGCCCACAGCGCUCCUGUAGAGGAAGAGUGGCGCGAUCAGGAGGAGGUUGUAGUUUCUGACGCGACCUCGGUGCCGGUCGUAGAGGUGGAACUGGCACAGCUGCCUCCUUCCUUUGGUCCCUCCUGUAAAGCUUUAGAUUCGAUCCGGGAGGAGGAAGGAUCAUGUCCCGGAGUGUCGGAGGGGAGGAUAGUUGGAUCUUCCCCAGCUUCCUAUUUCUGGAGCGAUGGUCCACAGGUCAUACGCUGCUUCCAGCCCCCUCUGGUGCAGACCCAGACUGUCACCAUCACAGCAGCGUCCAACCUUUUAUCCAGUGGCAUCUCCACCACAGAGGUCCCUAUCGUCCCGACCAAGACCUUCACCUAUGAGUCUUCAAAGGUGACAGUUGAUGGAACAGACGAGGACAAAGAUGGCACAUCAGAGUCCCAGACCAUUACCUCAGAGACAACUAGUGGCACCACAGUCACCACUACCACCACUCACAUCUCAAAGGUUGUGAAAAGCGGAUCGUCAGAGACUCGUGUUGAGAAGAGAAUCGUCAUAACUGCAGACUCUGACAUCGACCAAGAUAAGGGGAAGCAUGGCGGAGCAUCAGCAUUGUAACUGAAUCACCACCUUCCUUCUUCCUCUGACUCUCCACCUCUUCGAGAGUGCAGCACUCGACACACAAUGACCGGCUCUAUUUGCGCACACAUAUCCCAAAACAAAUAUCUCAUAAAUCUACACCUCAAAUGAUUACAGACUAGAUAAAUCUUCGUAGAUCCUUCUUUUUGUCUUUUAUUUUCUUCAGCUGAGGUCUUCAUUGUAGGUAGGGCUGCACAGCGCUCAGAUCAAAUGCUUAAAUCCUCCUGGUGUUGUAAAAGCGUAGUUUUAUUGGUUCAAAAACCAGCAUUUCAGUCGCGUGAUCUCAGUUAUGUUUGCUUUUAAAUGCUUUUAUUUUCCUAGUGGUUUACAUUGUGGAUUUUAUACAAACGUACUGUUUCCAUUCUAGUUUAGUCCAAAUUAUCAGCAUCUAUUCCCUUGGUGCUGCUCGGGGGAACGUUAAGACUACAUUCAAGGGAUCUCUUUUUUUUGUUUUGUUUUGUUGUUGUUUACGUGUCUAUUUAAUUCAGGAGACUUUUUCCUCUUUUUUUUGUGAAAUGACAUACCUCGCGUUACUAUGUGAACAAAGAUACUCUGUGCUCAAAUUUGAACAGCUUGUUCACAGCUCA